AUGGGCGGUUUGUUUGGGGGUAUAAAAGUAAGUGCUAAUUUUAAGUUAGAUAGGUCUUUGGCAUUUGAAUUAGUAAAGAAAGUUUGGGGUUUUAGAGUGUUAUAGGUACUAGAAUGGUUAUAGUAUAACUGUAACGGAUACUGUAGCUUUUAAAAUAAGAAAAAACAAUGCGAUUUGUAGGCUUAUCUAUUAGUAAUAUAAGGUUUUAUAGGCUUCAUGGUUAGUUUCUCAAUAUAUUAGUUGGCCCUGCUUUGCCAAUUCCCUGCCAAUGUCGUGUCGUGCCUUGGCCCUGCCAAUGCCCUGCCAAUGCCCUGCCAAUGCCCUGCCAAUGCCCUGCCAAUGCCCUGCCAAUGCCCUGCCAAUGCCCUGCCAAUGCCCUGCCAAUGCCCUGCCAAUGCCCUGCCAAUGCCCUGCUUUUGCCCUGCCUUUUCCCUGCCUUUGCCCUGCCUUUGUCCUGCCUUCGCCUUGCCUUUGUUCUAACUUUGCCUUGCUUUUUUGUUUUAUCUUACUCUUACCAUACCCUAACCAUAUUCUUGCUAUAGUCUUUCCAUACUCUUUCCAUACUCUUUUGCCGUACCUUUGCUAUACUCUUGCCAUACCCUUGCCAUACCCUAACUAUUCUCUUGUCAUACCCUUGCCAUGCUUUUACCAAACCCUUGCCACACCCACGCUAUGCCUUUUUAUUCUUGCUAUACCCAUGCUAUAGUCUUCCCUAACUUACCAUGCUUUACUCUUCUGUUUUUUGUUUGUCGAGCCUUUUUUUAUUAUGAACACCGUUAUAAAAGUUCAGAUUACUGUACUUUACCUAACAUAAAGUUUUUUUUAGAAAAUCUACCCUGAAAUGGCUUCAAAACUUCUUCUGACUCUUUUCGUCGUGCUGCUGGCCGCGACCCUUUCAGAAGCUCAAUAUGGUUACGGUAUGUACGGUGGCUACGGUUAUAGGCCGUAUGGAUACGGAGGGUACGGAGGCUAUGGUCGCGGUUAUGGAUAUGGCGGUUACGGUCGAGGUUAUGGUGGCUAUGGUAUGUAUGGUCGCGGUUAUGGUUACGGUGGCUAUGGUCGAGGCUACGGUGGUUAUGGCUAUGGUCGAGGUUACUAUGGAUAA
Messenger RNA from Bursaphelenchus okinawaensis, 1105 nucleotides. The record is from the annotation of a GenBank genome assembly. Lineage: Eukaryota; Metazoa; Nematoda; Chromadorea; Rhabditida; Aphelenchoididae.